Molecule: messenger RNA, 1249 nt
Organism: Lampris incognitus (smalleye Pacific opah)
Lineage: Eukaryota; Metazoa; Chordata; Actinopteri; Lampriformes; Lampridae
Gene: bub1bb
Product: BUB1 mitotic checkpoint serine/threonine kinase Bb
Exons: 8
Coding region: 1-1233 (410 amino acids)
Biological process (GO): mitotic spindle assembly checkpoint signaling; meiotic sister chromatid cohesion, centromeric
Molecular function (GO): protein kinase activity
Source: RefSeq, a predicted model, not a curated record
AUGGCAGAAGGAGGAGAUGCAGAAUGGGAGCUAAGCAAAGAAAACAUUCAGCCACUGAGGCGGGGCAGAGCCAUAUCAGCGCUACACCAGGCACUCAGUCAACAACAGGAGGGGCUCAGCUCUGUCAUUAACCAACAGAAGCAGGUGUUUGAAUCUGAACUGCGGAUAUAUGAUGGAGAUGAUCCACUUGAUGUUUGGGAUCGGUAUGUCAAGUGGACAGAACAAACCUUUCCUCAGGGAGGAAAAGAGAGCAACCUUGCCAUGUUGUUGGAGCGAGCUGUGACGCGGUUCACAGAGGAAAAUAAAUAUCAUAAUGAGCCUCGCUAUGUUGAUCUCUGGGUCAAAUUUGCAGAGCACUGUACAGAGCCCAUGGACAUUUACAGAUAUAUGCAAGCCCAGGGAAUAGGGGUGACACAGGCUUCUUUCUACAUUGCUUGGUCUGAAGAGUAUGAGAAACUGGGUAACUGCAGACAAGCAGACAUUGUCUGCCAAGAAGGCUUCAAAAGUGGUGCUGAACCGCAAGAUAAACUCUUGCAGUUUCACAAGGCUCUUCAGGCACGUGUGUCACGGCAGGUGAUGACCAGUAUGGUGCUGGACAACAGUGAUGAUGAAGCCAAGCAACCUGAGAGAGUUUCUCUGGUUGACCUCAAGCACAAGGGGAAGAAAAGGGCAGUUAUUCCUGUCAAUAGAAUUGGGGCUGCAAUCAGCAGUAAGCAUCAAGGUCUACAGUUACAGGAAGCUGCAGGCCCCAGCGGGGCUAAAAACAAACGCUUCAUGGUCUUCGACGAAAACGCAGAUCCAAACACUAAACCUUCAGAACCAGUGUUGGAGCCUUGGAUGGCCCCUCCCCCUGCAAGGUCGAAGGAGAAUGAACAGAAGCCGGAAAAAUGGAGUGAUGUCAAGAUGCCUCAGAAGACCAGGUUUGGUCAUACUGUUGUAGGUCCUCCUGUGACCAAACCAAGCUUCCAGCCAUUCGUCGAAGAGUCAGACCAGCCUCCAAAAAUGACUCCCUGUAAAAUUAACCCUGCUGUGAACACGGUCCUAUCAGCACGCAAGCCCGGCAGUGAGGAGACCCCUUUAAAAAGACUGCAGGACCAUCGGCAACAGCAGCAGGAAAUGGAAGGAGGCAAAGUACAAGAACAAAGCAUGUACUGCAGGGAGUUGCUCUUCAGUGGCACAACAGAGUUCUCCUUUGAGGAACUGCGUGCUGAGCGCCUCCGUCAAAAAAAAUGACACUGUUUAAUGCUUA